AUGAUUCGCUGGGGCGGCCUUUGUCUGCGAUUGGCAGCGCCGCGCCCGCCGCCCCCGCGCGCCCGCCAGCCCCGCGCGCCCCUGCGCCGCCCCAGUCGGCGCCGCGCGCCCCAUCACCGCAGCGCCUCCUGCCCCGACCCCGCCAGACACCCAGCGGCGCGCCCCAGCACCGCACCGCCCUCUGCUCCGCACCGCCCUCUGCUCCGCUCACGCCAGACACCGCGCCGCGCGCCCCAUCACCGCACCGCCCUCUGCCCCGCCCCCGCCAGAGUCGGCGCCGCGCGCCCCAUCACCGCAGCGCCUCCUGCCCCGCCCCCGCCGGACACCGCGCCGCGCGCCCCAGCACCGCACCGCCCCCUGUCCCGCCCCCGCCAGACGCCGCGCCGCGCGCCCCAGCACCGCACCGCCCUCUGCCCCGCCCCCGCCAGAGUCGGCGCCGCGCGCCCCAUCACCGCAGCGCCUCCUGCCCCGCCCCCGCCGGACACGGCGCCGCGCGCCCCAGCACCGCACCGCCCCCUGUCCCGCCCCCGCCAGACACCGCGCCGCGCGCCCCAUCACCGCACCGCCCUCUGCUCCGCUCCCGCCAGACACCGCGAGGUGCGCCCCAUCACCGCAGCGCCUCCUGCCCCGCCCCCGCCGGACACGGCGCCGCGCGCCCCAGCACCGCACCACCCCCUGUCCCGCCCCCGCCAGACACCGCGCCGCGCGCCCCAUCACCGCACCGCCCUCUGCUCCGCUCCCGCCAGACACCGCGAGGUGCGCCCCAUCACCGCAGCGCCUCCUGCCCCGCCCCCGCCGGACACCGCGCCGCGCGCCCCAUCACCGCACCGCCCUCUGCUCCGCUCCCGCCAGACGCCGCGCCGCGCGCCCCAUCACCGCACCGCCCUCUGCUCCGCUCCCGCCAGACACCGCGAGGUGCGCCCCAUCACCGCAGCGCCUCCUGCCCCGCCCCCGCCGGACACCGCGCCGCGCGCCCCAUCACCGCACCGCCCUCUGCUCCGCUCCCGCCAGACGCCGCGCCGCGCGCCCCAUCACCGCACCGCCUCCUGCCCCGCCCCCGCCAGACACCGCGCCGCGCGCCCCAUCACCGCACCGCCCUCUGCUCCGCUCCCGCCAGACCCCGCGCCGCGCGCCCCAUCACCGCACCGCCUCCUGCCCCGCCCCCGCCAGACACCGCGAGGUGCGCCCCAUCACCGCACCGCCCCCUGUCCCGCCCCGCCAGACACCGCGCCGCGCGCCCCAGCACCGCACCUACAGCCGCCGGAUACUGUGUGGGGCGCCCCAUCACCGUACCGCCCCCUGCCCCGCCGGGCACCGCGCGCCCCAGCACCGCACAGCCCUCCCGGCCAGACACCGCGCCCGCGCGCCCCAGCAGCGCACCCGUCCCCUGGUCCCGCACCUCACGGCGCGCCCCAGCACCGCAGAGCCCCGGGCCAGACACCGCGCCGCGCGCCCCAGCACCGCACUGCCGCCCGCCACUGGGUCUCCACUCCGCAUCGCCGCCGGGCGGACUCUAGGCUCUGCCUGCGGCACGGCACGCCACCCCCGCUCCCCUUCCCCGCUCCGUCCAGCACCCGAAGCCCCCCCACCAACCGCCCGCCCUCGGAACAGCACAAAGCCACACCACAGCCACAACGGCCCUGGCCCGUCCACCACAUGCUGCCUCAGCGCAUCUGGGUCAUGGGAACAGCGCCAGCCUUCUGCUUGGACAAACUCAAUUACCAAGCUUCAGAACAAUCUCCCAUGACGAUGCAGUGA
Molecule: messenger RNA, 1758 nt
Organism: Prionailurus viverrinus (fishing cat)
Lineage: Eukaryota; Metazoa; Chordata; Mammalia; Carnivora; Felidae
Product: basic proline-rich protein-like
Exons: 3
Coding region: 1-1758 (585 amino acids)
Source: RefSeq, a predicted model, not a curated record